This is a messenger RNA of Microtus ochrogaster (prairie vole), 1664 nucleotides long. It is a transcript of the gene Rad23b, whose product is annotated as RAD23 nucleotide excision repair protein B. Gene Ontology annotation, biological process: nucleotide-excision repair; proteasome-mediated ubiquitin-dependent protein catabolic process. Lineage: Eukaryota; Metazoa; Chordata; Mammalia; Rodentia; Cricetidae. Gene Ontology annotation, molecular function: polyubiquitin modification-dependent protein binding; ubiquitin binding; damaged DNA binding. The record is from RefSeq and is a predicted model, not a curated record. Gene Ontology annotation, cellular component: cytosol; nucleoplasm.
GUGAUGGCGGCCACCAUCCUGUGGUGAGGUAGCGGAUUCUCUGCGGUCGUCGGGGAGUCCCUGGCACCUCCUGCGGGCCCGGUGGCUGGCGCGUGAGGAAGCACCGCGGCCCGAGCUUGCGGGGAAGGCGGCGGGACCGGCGGCGCGGCUAGGGGACGAGGGGCCCGGGACGAGUGAGACUCGGCGGGGCGAAUGUGACAAGCCCCCACCCCCACCGCCUUCCUCCUGAGAGCGCGAGGACCGCGGCCACCCCGGGGCGUCCAGGCCCCGGCGCAGGCACCAUGCAGGUCACUCUGAAGACCCUUCAGCAGCAGACCUUCAAGAUCGACAUCGACCCGGAGGAGACGGUAAAGGCACUGAAAGAGAAGAUUGAAUCUGAAAAGGGGAAAGACGCCUUUCCAGUAGCGGGUCAGAAGCUAAUCUAUGCAGGAAAAAUCCUCAGUGAUGACACUGCUCUCAAAGAAUACAAAAUUGAUGAGAAGAACUUUGUGGUGGUUAUGGUGACAAAACCCAAAGCAGUGACAGCCCCAGUGCCAGCCACAACUCAGCCAUCGAAUGCUCCCACCACGGCUGCAGUUAGCUCUUCCACGGCAACAGUUGUGGCUCAGGCUCCAGCCCCCACCCCUGCUUCAGCUCCCACUUCCACACCUGCAUCUACUACUCCAGCCCCAACUACAGCAUCUUCUGAACCCGCACCUGCUAGUGCAACUCAGCCUGAGAAAACUGCAGAAAAGCCAGCACAGUCACCAGUGGUUACUAGCCCAGCACCAGCUGACAGUACACCAGGAGAUUCUUCCCGGUCAAAUCUUUUUGAAGAUGCAACAAGUGCCCUUGUGACAGGUCAAUCUUACGAGAAUAUGAUAACUGAGAUCAUGUCAAUGGGCUACGAACGAGAGCAAGUAAUUGCGGCCCUGAGAGCCAGUUUCAACAACCCCGACAGAGCUGUGGAGUAUCUUCUAAUGGGAAUCCCAGGAGAUAGAGAAAGUCAGGCUGUGGUUGAUCCUCCUCCCCAAGCAGUGAGUGCUGGAACUCCUCAGUCUCCAGCAGUGGCAGCAGCUGCAGCAACCACAACGGCAACGACAGCAACUAGUGCUGGAGGUCACCCCCUUGAAUUUUUAAGGAAUCAACCUCAGUUUCAACAGAUGCGACAAAUUAUCCAGCAGAAUCCUUCCCUGCUUCCAGCUUUGCUACAGCAGAUAGGUCGAGAGAACCCUCAGUUGCUGCAGCAAAUUAGCCAACACCAGGAACACUUUAUCCAGAUGCUAAAUGAACCUGUUCAGGAAGCAGGUGGUCAAGGUGGAGGAGGAGGUGGCGGAGGUGGAGGAGGCGGAGGUGGCGGUGGAGGUGGCAGCGGAGGAAUUGCAGAUGCUGGAAGUGGGCACAUGAACUACAUUCAAGUAACACCUCAGGAAAAAGAAGCUAUAGAACGGUUAAAGGCACUAGGAUUUCCUGAAGGACUUGUGAUUCAAGCAUAUUUUGCUUGUGAGAAGAAUGAGAAUUUGGCUGCCAACUUUCUUCUACAGCAGAACUUUGACGAAGAUUGAAGGGACUCUUUUGUAUCUCACUCACACCAGUGCAUUACACUAACUUUGUUCACUGGAUUGUCUGGGGUGACUUGGGCUCAUAUCCACAAUAUUUGGUAUACGGUAGUAGGUUGGUGGGGG